This is a messenger RNA of Entrophospora candida, 152 nucleotides long. The record is from the annotation of a GenBank genome assembly. NCBI's taxonomy places the organism in Eukaryota, Fungi, Glomeromycota, Glomeromycetes, Entrophosporales, Entrophosporaceae.
AUAAUAAAGUAUUAUCAUCAUCAUUGUCAAUACAAGAAAAUUCAACAGUGAUUAGCAUUGAAAGUAUUGAUGAUGAUGAAGAUAGUAAAAUUAAAGAUAAUAUGAGUAAACUAAUUAGGGAAAAAAGGAUUAUUUCAAGAUAUUCUGUAUAA